AUUACAUUUUUAAAAAUUUUAAGCUAUAUCUCCCAGCCUAACGUAGAUUUUCAACAUAUCAAUGAUGAUUAUGGAUAUCUUAAACAAUUAUGGUUACAAGGUCACAGGUCAAAAAACAUGUGACGAUAUUUUGUAACCAUAAAGACUUAGUUGCUGUGAUUUAUUAGUAACUAUUUGAAGAAUUUGUAAGUAUUAGCACCUACAGAAAAAAUGAAUAGUCUCACGAGAAAGAUUCUCAGGUUCAAAGAUAUCGUCAAUCUGACAAAACGCAUGACUUCAACUGGUCAUCUACCUGUUACUGAAUUAUCUGAUGAUGAGAAGGUUAUGAAAGAAACAGAACACCCUGUAGAAUGAAGGAUAUUUUUCAGUUGCUCGCCUCGCAAAGGAACAAAUAGCGCCCCAUGUAAGGGAAAUGGAACAGAAUGGCAGAAUCAAUGAUGCUGUGCUGGACAUGCUGUUCCAAAAUGGGCUGUUGGGCAUCGAAAUAGAUUCUGAUUACGGUGGAUCUGAGUGCAACUUUACGACAACUGUAGUCGCAGUAGAGGAAAUAGCUAAAGUAGAUCCAGCUGUGGCAGUUUUAGUAGAUAUUCAGAAUACUCUUGUUAAUUCAGUCAUCAUGAAACUCGGUACUAAAGAUCAGAAGGACAGGUAUUUGCCAAAAUUGGCCACAGAAACGGCAGGCAGUUUUUGCCUGACUGAAGUAAGUUCGGGUACUGAUGCAUUUUCUUUAAAAACGACAGCAAAAAAGGAUGGGUCUGCCUAUCUACUUAAUGGAUCGAAAAUGUGGAUAUCAAACUCAGAUAUCGCGGGGAUCUUUCUAGUUAUGGCAAAUGUGGAUCCGUCAAAGGGGUACAAAGGCAUCACAUGUUUCAUAGUGGACAGAGACUCACCUGGCCUCAGUGUUGGCAAGCCAGAGAAAAAAUUGGGUAUCUGUGCUUCUGGAACCUGUACCGUAAAUUUCGAUAAUGUCAGGGUCCCAGACAGCAAUAUCAUUGGUGAAGUUGGACAGGGAUAUAAAAUUGCAAUAGGAUUUUUAAAUGAGGGUAGGAUAGGAAUUGCAGCACAAAUGUUAGGUCUAGCCCAAGGGUGUUUUGAUGCCACGAUACCUUACACUCUCGAAAGGCAUCAAUUUGGUCAGCCCAUUUUCAACUUUCAAUCUAUGCAGCACCAGAUAGCCUCAAUAGCAACCGAAAUCGAGUGUGCCAGGCUUCUCAUCUACAACGCCGCCCGAUUGGUCGAGCAGAAAAAACCGUUCGCGAAACAGGCGGCUAUGGCGAAAUGGUACACGGCAGACGUGGCACAACGCACUUGCAUCAAGUGCAUUGAUUGGUUGGGAGGAGUCGGAUUCACCAAGGACUUCAUUCAGGAGAAGUUUUAUAGGGAUUGUAAGAUCGGAAGUAUCUAUGAGGGGACUUACAAUAUUCAGCUUUCUACUAUUGCCAGACAUAUACAGCAAGAGUUUAAGCAAUAGUGUGUUUGGGUUAGAUUCGACAAAAACUUUAUCCAGGAAAAGCUCUAAAGGAUGUUACUCAAUGAUAUGACUUAAAGACAGGUAUGUAUUCCUGACCCCAAUUAAAGUAGAAAAGUUCAUAACGUGUAUCAUAUAUUUACUAUUAGUAUAUUUAAUAUUUUUUCAAUAGUACAAUCUACCUUCUGAUAGAAAAAAAGUAAUAGCAAAUCGUUACGGAAAGUCAAAAAUAUGUUCAUUACAACAGAACAUACUCCAUAGCAACCAUUUGAUUUCAACAUUUUUUAGACAUCUAAUGAAGUUCUUUCUAUUUUUUCCUCGAAAACGAUAUAAGAUACGGAAAGAUACCGAGACAAAAAAUCAUAAGCUGCGCGAUCCAAGAAAAUAUAUAUUUAAAAAAAAUCGAUGGCAUAUUUUUUUGUCAAUAAUAUUAGUGAGACUGCUUCCUGAAACGUCAAUGGAAGUCAUAAUUACCUUCUAAUUAGUACCAUGAUACUAUAAUUCGAGUUAUCAUGAGUAAGUGCUAACUUACUGUCUUAUUGCAGUGAACAACACUGCCUAAAUUCGGCACAAGGAUAUUUGAGAUAUUGAUAUAAUAAUAAAUAAUAUAAUAUAAAAACAUUUUAUUCAACUUUGAUACCGUGAAUCGCAAAGCUAACCUUUUAGGACACAUUUUUAUAUGAGCUUUUCUAUUUAAAUUUGGUACAGGAAUGCGCCCUUGUAAUUAUGGCCUAUCAUUAAGUAAAGCAACUGAAAGAUCGCCAGCACCUCUGAGAGUGCUUGUUAUAUCCAACAUGCUACUGUCGCGAGGUAUGUUCAAUAGUGUUUCAGAAUGUUUUCAGGGAAAAUAAAGAGCAGGUUCAAGACGUCAGAGCAUUAAAAAGCGUUCUUAAAUUCCGCAAAAGCUUCACCUGAAUAAUGUAGGUGUUUAAACCUGCUCCGCCAUGAAAAUUCAUCUCCCAUUUAUCGAAAACAGAUUGUAACAUAUAGGCAUGAGUUUUAGUAUAUGCGAAUGUAUUAUCAAUCGUAACAUUAAUAUGUAAAAAAUAUUUUUCAAGCAUAUCAGCGACAUCCACGCUGGCAAGACUAUGUUUAGCAACGAAAUGGCACACCGCUGGUUUAAGCAAAAAAUAGUAUUAGUAUCUUGAAGCUUGAUUGAUUCUACCCAGAAACUCUCUCAGAUGCGCCGUAUUCAAAAUGAAUAUUAUAUUAACCUGCAGUUCAUGUUUAUAGUUAUUAAAAGAUAGUAAUUGAGCUGGCACUUUCUUAGCAAACAUAAACUCCAAAAUGCACUUUUCAAGCAGAAUCACAAACAUACGUUUUAACACCAUGGAACCGAAUCUAAACUCUGUUUUCAUAUUUUUUACGUGCUUAGGUCUGGGUUUGGCUUAAAAUGAUCCUGAUACCCUGAUUCAGCCAGAUACGAAUUUUCCUACGAUUUCAUCGAAUUCCUCAUAAAGACCAACAGAAAUUAAAUAAAAAAAUCAGGAUGUUUAUCGAUCAUAAAGAAUGUAACGCAUUUAUUUUUUUACAAAAACCCUUUUUAUCAUAGAUAAGAAUAAAUAUUUAUUGAAGAAAUUAUGUAUGCCCCUUCAUUAUUCCUCAGAUUUUUUAUAGGUUAAUCAUUCUUUAACCUAUACUCUAUUUCACGAGUAUCCAUCACUGUUUACACUAUUUAUUCACCAGUAUCCAUCACGGUAGAAUGAAAGCUUAUUAUCUAGUAAUAUCUCAAAAUUCCACAUAUCGGCACAGGACACAAUUCUAACGGAUCCGUCAACGUCAGGUAGUCAGAGCCGUAUUUUGUUUUGAUUUUUUGUACGUUACAG
Molecule: messenger RNA, 3294 nt
Organism: Acanthoscelides obtectus
Lineage: Eukaryota; Metazoa; Arthropoda; Insecta; Coleoptera; Chrysomelidae
Source: the annotation of a GenBank genome assembly